Messenger RNA from Symbiodinium sp. CCMP2592, 1236 nucleotides. NCBI's taxonomy places the organism in Eukaryota, Dinophyceae, Suessiales, Symbiodiniaceae. The record is from the annotation of a GenBank genome assembly.
AUGGGCAUCAAAAGAGGCGACAAUUUUGCUCUCAGCAGGCUUGGAUACUUGUACGAGUCUGGACAAGCUGUGGUUCAAGACUUCCGCAGGGCCAAAGACUUGUAUGAACUGGGCAUCGCAAAGGGUAGCACUGCUGCCUACUAUGACCUUGGCCGCUUGUACCAGCAUGGCUUAGGGGUGGCUCGAGACUAUGAGAAAGCACGGGAACUCUUCCAGCAGGCCAUGCAAAAGGGCAACGCUGACGCACCCACCAAUCUUGGAAUCUUGUACGAGUUUGGGCAAGGCGUAGCGAAAGAUCUUCGCAGGGCCAGAGAACUCUAUGAGAUAGGCAUCGAAAGGGGCAACGGUGCCGCCCCAGCUGCCCUUGGGAACAUGUACUACCAUGGCCGAGGAGUGGCCCGAGACUUUCAGAAGGUGCGGGAACUCUUCGAACUCAGCAUGCAAAGGGGAUGGCGCAGAGCCGCUACUAGUCUUGGAGUCCUAUACGAGAACGGGCACGGUGCAGCACAGGAUUUCCAGAAGGCCAAAGAGCUGUAUGAGCUGGGCAUCAAGAGCGGCUACGACCUUGCCCCCGAACUUCUAGGAAACAUGUACCGCGAUGGCCGGGGGGUGUACAAGGAUUGGAACAAGGCCACGGAACUGUAUGAGAUGAGCAUCGACAGGGGCAGCGCUGAAGCGGCGACUGGGCUUGGGUACAUGUACCAGCAGUUGGCUCACGACUUGAACAAGCCGGGGGCACAAUCCCCCAGCAUGCAAGAGCAUUAUGAAGGCAAAGCCUUGCGCAAGGCCAAAGAGAUGUACGAGUUGGCCAUUGCAAGGGGUAGCACUUCUGCCUUGUGGUACCUGGCCCUUCUGUACAAGAACGAUCUGAGCUCCGAUGAGCUGGCAUGUCAAUGGAUGGCCAAGGCGAAAGAAGCCGGGGAACGGGAGGCUGCCGACAAACUGGAGAUCAUUCCUAUCAGCCUCGAUGACAUGGAUAACCGCAUACGUGAGGUCUUCACGAUGUUCGACAAGGACGGUAGCGGGCAGCUUGACAUGGUGGAGCUUCGGGACGCGCCCUGCCCACGCGGACAGCGUGCGAAGCAUGGUUCUCAUGACAUUGUUCCAACCAUCGUCAUGGCGAUCUUCGCAGAGGAGUCCGUUGAAAGAGAGGACUUGCCCAAGCAGAUUUUGGACAGCUGGGUUCCACGGAUUCUUGACAGGCGACCGGACGUUGCAGCUAUUUUGCCAAAUUAG